AUGUCUUCUUUUAAAGAGUUAGAAUUUCUGUAUAAAAAAUUUAUAAGCUCACUCAACAAAAGUAUUUUAGAAGAUAAAAAAGAAAUACAUAACAUUAUAUCUAGUAUGGAAGAUAAAUGUAUAGAAAUAAUGAAAGAAUUUAAAUAA
Messenger RNA from Vairimorpha ceranae, 147 nucleotides. RefSeq lists its product as hypothetical. The transcript has a single exon. NCBI's taxonomy places the organism in Eukaryota, Fungi, Microsporidia, Nosematidae. The record is from RefSeq and is a predicted model, not a curated record. The coding region runs from base 1 to 147 and encodes 48 amino acids.